CCGUCCACAACCAUUUGAACCAUUUGUUACUCCAGGAUCAUUCUCACCAUUAAAAACUGGCUUGUUUUACCAUUCCGUUUCAGAACAAGCCUAAAAAACUCAUACAUUCCCACUGUCAAUGCUACUCCUCUAUCACCCAGACACAGACCCCAAGAAACCAUUAGUUUAUGAACUUUUUCUAAACAGGGAUUGAGGUUUGAAGUUUAUGAUCGAGCGCGUUCGUAUAGUUGAUUCGUUACUUUCAAACUGAUGGCGAUUAGGAGGAGAGCGGAUGUCUUGGAUCCAGACUUUACUGUUAUAAGACGACAAAUAUCAAAACUAAUGCAAUAUAGCAUUCACGAUUGUAAAAGCUUUCUCUUGAUGUUAAAAUCAUUGUUUCCGAGUUCAAUCAAGUUAGAAGUAAACGUCUAAUAAUGUAUCACACUUAGAUAAUUGAGUAUGAACUUAUGCAGGAGUAUGGAGACGCUACUUUGGCUGCUGAAAUUCUGUGUCGUCUGUAAUCAUGUUCUAUAUCAUAUUAAUCAUGUAGGUAUGAAACUCAAAGGCAUCUUGAUAUGACACAGAUCGAACUUCUUAGCAAAAUAGUUAAGGAUCCUACUGAUAAAGUGUGUUGUGAUAUAUUCUCGCACACCAACCCCUCGCUACAGAAGGAUUUGACAUUAUCUUACUUCAACCAGAUGUCCGAUGAGCUGGGAAGAGCGGAAAGCAUUAUUUUUCUACUGAAUCUUAAAGACGUAGUCUUUUACCCCCAGGUUCUACCCGUACUUUUGGCACUGGUUUACCAAAGCCUCAUAGACGGUGAGCUCUCCAUGCAUAAGAGUAACCGAGUCUCAACCAGCAGUGGUAUAAUGUGCCAUUCAUCACCCGCAGAUAACUAUGGAUCGUUAAUAAAAAAUGAGAAUGUUGACGAGGGUGAAGAGGGAGAGGUAAUGGGAUGUGAUGACGAGGACGAGUUUGCGGAUGAACUUGACAAUCCAACUCCCGAGAUCGGAGAUAAUCCUUGGACUGAUAUAUCUAGUUCAGUCCUCAAUGUUUAUCGUUUCAAGAUAACUUAUGAAUUGCUUCCACUAGCGUACAAGGCUAGUUCUUCCUCGAAAAUGGAUAAAAAUGUCAUCUACAAGAUUUCUGUAACUUCAAUCAAUUUUCUGGUUACAUACAUAACACAUGUCCCAGCAAACCCAUCUAUCGAAGGAUUAGAAAAAAACGAGCUAUUAGCCAAGAAGGAUCCGAAAAAUUACAUAACAGACUGUUUAAAAAUGAUAGGGCAUUUAUUACAAUGGCCUAUCGCUACGUUCGACUUUACAUCUAGUAAAACUGCAUCCUAUCUUGUUCAGCAGACUAGAAAUUUGUUUCGGGAGGCCAAAUCUUCAUUUGAUGGUGUGUCAACAAAAAAAGACUCGCGAUCUGGUCGUAAACUGUCUUCGUUCUCUUUAAGUCAUAAGUCUCAUGCCAUAGUUUUUCAGGCUCUGUGUAUGUUUUGGUACACAUUUGUUGAUUUAAGUGCAGCUUAUUUGCACAAAGUUCACACCAGGAUAUUUGACGGUAGUGUAAAAAAUAGCACUUCACCUAGAGUUUUGUACUUGCCUAUCAACCUAGAUAUUCUAUUCAACUCAACUUCUCAUACAAAUGUUUCUUUUGAAAAUGAAGAGAUGAUUCUCUUAAAGCACAUACAUGAAGUCUGGAGUCUUCGUGAAUAUACUUCUGCCUCAUACUCAUUUGGCAGCAAGGAAAUAGAUUCGUUGGAUAAUGUCCAUCCUCACUCAAAUAAUUCAUCCGAAUUCAACCAAGAAACACUGUUUGAGCAAAUUAUUCGUUUCCACUUUGCCAUUAGUGGCCUGAAUAAUAAUUCGCAGGAAAUAAUAUGGGCUUGUAAUUUUGUGAAAAAACUCAGUGACCAGUUGAAGUCAGUUUCUCUUACAUCCUCUAACUAUAACUUAUAUAAUAGUGCAGAACUUAAGCUUAUAUCCUGGGUUCUUCAGAUGCUUUUGUUAUCUCAUGACCAUGAUAAAUGUAAGGUCGUGGUGAAGUCAGAAGCUUGUAAUGGGUUGUGGGGUCAAUUCCUUCAAGAUUUCAAAUCGCUGUCAUUACUUUUUAACCAGAGUAAAAAUGAGAAGAUUUGCAUCCAAAACAUUUGUCCUCUCGUACCAUUCACUCGUCAGUGUAUAGUUUUUAUUGUGUCAAAAACAUUAGCAGGCUACCUUUGUACUAUUUCUCGACGAACGACAAACCGGACUCAUGCUGUCGAUUCCGCUUGCUUGGCAUGUAUACUUUGUCAAGUCGAUGGAAAGUUUGGUGAUAUUUCUCAUCCGGCCGCUCAGUGGCCAUCUCUGUCCCCAUACCUCUCGGAGGUAAUACAUACUCAUUGGGUUGAUAUACGAGAUCGUUUUUUAAAGUGGAUCAUAUCUCCCCAUAUAUUCAUUUUCGACGUUGACCUGUUGAACACUAUUUUCCGAUUGGAAUCCAACGCUGGGACAGGUAGUGAUUGGUAAGUUGGUUAUUCGUUCCCCAUAUUUUAGGUAUCACAAUAACAAUUUUUUUGGCACCAUGACCAUUAAAUUUCCCGGUUAUUACGAAUUUAUGUAAUCAAUUUGCAGUCAUUCAUAUAAUAUCUUUUUUCUUCAUACGUAUUGGGUGAUGAAUUUUUUCCCUUUUAUUCAAAAUCAAUAAAUCGAUCGGCUCUCGAAGUUUAUCAGGUUUUUGAGUCCUGAAAAGCUUUAUUGUUCCAUAUGUUCUUUAACUAUAGAAAUGCUUUGCCAAUCUUCGCCUUUACGUCUGUAUCAGAUCCUCUACGUUCAUCGAUGAUGCUGUCUGGGUACGUGAAAGUUCCCACCUCUUCCAGAGUUUCUCCAUCAAGUGUGGUUGGUUGGGUGUUCUUGUUGUAUUUGAGGAUUUUUUUUUUUCCUUGUGUAUGUUGAAGCGUACUGAUGCAGAGACGGCUGCUACACUAGUUGUCUUCAUCUGCGUUAGUUGGUGUGUAUGUGAUAGAAGGUUCAGGUGAUGCUCUAUGAAGUCGAAAUCGUCUAGUUGCAUCCAACCUGUCUAUUGUAUUCUGUGCUUGCGCUCAGAUGUGGAGGUCAUCAUAAUCCAGUCAACCACCAGAAGAAAGAGAAAGGGUAGGAGUAAACAGCUAUAUCUGACACUGGUCCUCACUUAGAAUGCGUUUGUCAGCUAUCCUCCUUGCGCGACUUUGCAGUGUAAUCCGUCAUAUGAAUUCCGUAUGAUGGUGACGAUCUCCUUAGGUACUCCAUAAUGUCGGAGAAGUUUCCAUUAUAAUCUAUUCACACUGUCAGCUGCCUUCUCAUAGUCAAGGAAGUUGAUGUAUAGUGACGAUUUCCGUUCAAUUGUUUGUUCAACGAUGAACUGUAGUGUUCCGACUUAAGUCACUGCACGACCGAACCUCACGGAAUACGGCCUGUCAAUCUCGAAUAUGGGCGUCUACUGGAUCUUCUACGCGGUUCAACAUCACUUUUGAAAACUUUUCCUGGUACUGACCAUAGUGUGAUGCCUCUGUAGUUCUCACAUUUGUUCAG
Messenger RNA from Schistosoma mattheei, 3530 nucleotides. Lineage: Eukaryota; Metazoa; Platyhelminthes; Trematoda; Strigeidida; Schistosomatidae. The record is from the annotation of a GenBank genome assembly.